CAGUUUAAUACGUCAUCCGAACCGGAGCCACCGGAAAAGUGUGUUCUUUGGCCCCGCCCCGUCAGCUCAGUCAAACCAAGCUGAAGAAGGCGACUCCACGGCUAAAAAUAUAAUAGCUAACACAAGAUGUCCGCUUUGCCCCGUAGGAUUCUAAAGGAGACGCAGCGGUUGUUGGCAGAGCCUGUCCCGGGGAUCACGGCUAAGCCCGAUGAAACAAAUGCACGUUACUUCCAUGUGGUCAUCGCAGGUCCUCAAGACUCCCCUUUCGAAGGAGGCACCUUUAAACUUGAACUCUUUCUCCCAGAAGAGUACCCCAUGGCAGCUCCCAAAGUGCGAUUCAUGACCAAAAUCUACCACCCCAACGUCGAUAAACUGGGAAGAAUAUGUUUAGACAUUUUGAAAGAUAAGUGGUCUCCAGCCCUGCAGAUCCGUACAGUGUUGCUAUCGAUCCAGGCGUUAUUAAGUGCUCCCAAUCCAGAUGAUCCCCUGGCAAACGACGUUGCAGAGCAGUGGAAGAAAAACGAAGGCCAAGCCAUCGAGACAGCCCGAACAUGGACCAGGCUCUACGCAGGCAACAACAUUGAAGUAUAGAAGAUGAGAGACAAGGCGUCUGAAUGUGAUCAACAAAAUGUACUCCUAUUCUGUCAAGAUGGUCUCCUCCUUCAUUUGAAUUUCAUGGACACAAAAAAAAAAACAAAAGAAAAAAAAAGAAAUAAUAUAAGUCCAAAUCUAUUUGAGAGAGAAAUUACAAGAUUUACUGCUGCGAACCUCUGGGUGACUUAUUUUCCUCUCCAAGACGCGUUAGCUCUGUGUUAGCCUUUGUCCUGUGUCGCUGUUUAAAUGCAUGGACAGAGAGUGGCGCCCUCCCCACUACAUUCUUAACAAGUGUGUUGAAAUAUCAUGCGAUAUCCCAUCCCAAACUAAACACAUACUGGAAUGUUUCCAAAAAUACUCAACAUGCUUUCAAAGCUGUGCUACUUUUGACACAAACCACGUCUGUCUGUCACGAGGGACAUCACUCUGUUAUUUCAACACAUUUUUAAGGCUGUACCGCUGCUGUCCUUUUCCCUAAUUGUAUAAGCAAGCCAGUUGUAUGAAUGAUGAACUUUCCCCAGCUCUUUCAAGGGAAUACAUUGACUUUUCAGCAAAUUAGCCCAUGCAUUAACUGACCUUUGAGCAACAAGAAGAAAUGAUUGCAUUUCCGCCGCUUUGUGUCCAGUAUUUGGGAUUGUAACCCUGCAUGCUGAUGCUUCAGAGCGCUGGUGCCAGCUCGCUCUGCAUCAUCCCACAGGCACAGAGAUACACAGAGAUAAAUACUGAACACAGAGGCACACCUUGCAAUCUUUUCAUCUCAUGGUAAAUGUGAUCGAAGAGCGCAUUUGUCAAAGCAUAAGUAUAUUUUAAGGGUUACAAAUACAGCCCCAAACCCAGCUGUGAUUCAGAUUCAGAAUCAGCCUUUCCUUUUGAACUCAGAUCAAGUUACGAGAUUCAUCAGAAGCUGCAAUUUGAUUCUUAAUAAACUCAGUAGAUUAGCUCUCCCAGGUCAUUAAAAUAAAUAUUUUCAUCCACAAGGCCCCAAGGUUAGACUAUUGACCAGACAGUCUGUGUUACCUGUAAAAUCAGGUUUUACAAGUUUUGAAUGUAGUAGGUCCCCUGUCAAAGUGGCUGGUAGAGAAGAUGCACUUAAUAACCGCAGCCGGAGCGUUUAGUUGUUGGCUGAAUUUAAUGUCUCCAAAACAUGUUGCCCAAUUCUGAUAGGUGCCGCAUUUUUUGUUGUGUUAUUUGUAUCUUGCCAUUGGUUGUAGGCUGACUAAGGAGGCUUUGAGGUUAGAAGCAUUGGCCGACUCAGUUAAGGAAAAGGAUUUGCUUAUAUUAAAUAUUCAGUGAAUUUACUGUAAACUUUUGUUCUUUCAGAAUCACAUGGAACAAUCUUGUACUCACUAAUAUGAUGUUGCUUCCCACGCUCCGUGAAAGCUGCCACUCUUUAGUCUUGGAAACUGUGGGUAUUUCUGUUAUACGACUGUUUGGUUUUCACAUAUCUGCACAAGUGCCAGUAAAGGUUUGCCAUUAUUGGGCCAAAUUUUUUUUUUUCUUUUUUAGCCCCUGUUUGGACAGUUGGGGGAGGGUGGACAUGUUGGCAAAGUACUUCCACACACUAAAAAUGUGUCAUUUCCAACACAUUUUGGAAGCCUAGAUCAGGACAGCAUACGUUGUGUUGCUUUAUAACACAGUACGUGAAACAGAAAGUCAUGUUUUAAAAAUGAUCAAAAUAGCUGGUGUUGAAAAGCAACAGUAUGCAUAUCAUAACACACUAUGUACACAAGAAUGCAUUGAAAAUGACAUCCUUUUUCAAGUGUGUAGGAGGUUGCGGUAUCUGGUUUUUUAUUUUCUCUUCUCAAAUGUUUGUUUAUCCUCUCUGUGUUGCCUGUAUUUUAUUUUAUUUUUCAGUGUUACUUCAUUUAAAAAAAGAAAAAGAAAAAAAAGCAUGUACCAUAACCAAACCAAUAUCAGGACAGUUCAAACUAGCUUCUUAAGGAUUGUAACGCUGGGGUUGGGGUUUUCUUAAAGGGAAGGUUAAGGAUUUUUUUUUUUUUUUUUUUUUUUUUUUGGUCACUUUUUUUUUUAUUUAUCUCUUAAGAUUUCACACCAGACAAGAUUAAAGAUGCACCAUCCACAUCAUGCUAAUACGGAUUUCAUACUGGCUAGAAAUAAUUAUCAUCAUGUACAGUCUCUUAAGGAACAGUUAACCUUAAAAAUUGCAUGCAUGCAGGACUGGCAGUUUUAAAAGUAGGAUACUGACUGUGAUCUAUAGGAAAGACUAAUAAAAAUCCUGACACCUUCCUUUUAAAAUAUGUAUCUGUGGGUUAUUGGGAUCUGUGAAAACUUCAGUAACUUGUAACUUGAAGCGAGGCAUGAAAGACUCAUCGCCCAGUAGCUUAGAUCCUCCACGACCAUAUUGCUUCUGUAUGACUCAUCUGAGGGAGGACUCUGUAAUGUUAUGUUUUAGUAAAACUAUUUUUGUUAAGCGUUUUUUGGUUGAUCUCUUUCUUGCUCCUUCAUUUCCUUUAUUUUCUCGCAAGCUUUGUGUUACAUAGACUUGUUUGUUUGUUCGUAUCCUCACCCAGAUAUAUGUAACUGUUUCUAACUGCUAUAUUUACUCAAAUCCUGACGAAGGAGCAAGGCGUAAAAACCUAGUUAAUUUAUUGUUUCCUCAAGGGGUUUAACAGUAAACCUAAAACGAAAUCAAGUCACUGGAUUGUUGAGGCAUCUAGAUCAAGGUAUUACGAGAUCCAACUCUGAAUAAUCAGCUCCCCGUGUGUAAAAAGAAGAGUUCUAUCAGUAAUUUCAGUACAUUUGCAUACAUGGCUCUUCAAAUGCUCUGUAAAUAAACUGAGUUGAGUAA
This is a messenger RNA of Myripristis murdjan (pinecone soldierfish), 3403 nucleotides long. RefSeq names its product ubiquitin-conjugating enzyme E2Nb (gene ube2nb). Bases 127 to 591 code for a protein of 154 amino acids. The transcript has 4 exons. The record is from RefSeq and is a predicted model, not a curated record. NCBI's taxonomy places the organism in Eukaryota, Metazoa, Chordata, Actinopteri, Holocentriformes, Holocentridae.